Messenger RNA from Nicotiana attenuata, 5868 nucleotides. Its product is annotated as clathrin heavy chain 1-like. Gene Ontology annotation, cellular component: clathrin coat of coated pit; clathrin coat of trans-Golgi network vesicle; Golgi apparatus. Bases 340 to 5457 code for a protein of 1705 amino acids. The transcript has 30 exons. Gene Ontology annotation, biological process: intracellular protein transport; receptor-mediated endocytosis. Gene Ontology annotation, molecular function: clathrin light chain binding; structural molecule activity. The record is from RefSeq and is a predicted model, not a curated record. Lineage: Eukaryota; Viridiplantae; Streptophyta; Magnoliopsida; Solanales; Solanaceae.
AACACGUAACGUCUUUUCAUUAAUUUCAGAUAUUUUAUUUUAUUUUUCAUAGAUGCACAGACAGGGACAUACUCUAGUUAGAAUUCAACAAUUCAUUUCUCGGCUACCCAGAAUUCCACCUUCCCCAUCGUUGAACAUUAGUUUAACUACAAUACAGAAGGCCAGUGCUUCACCAACGUAUUUUCGAUUUGAAGAACCCUCUACCCCUCUGUAUUCUCUCUCUCUGGAUCUCCUUCUCCCUUGUAUGUUUCGUCUCGGAGGGUUCCCGGGUUUCUUUACUUAAGAUCUCCUCUCCCUUGUACCAAAUCGGCCCAUUCCUUAGUCUCGCUGAUCUCCAUCAUGGCGGCUGCUAAUGCUCCGAUCACUAUGAAAGAGGCCCUUACAUUGUCAAGUAUAGGGGUGAACCCGCAGUUCAUUACAUUCACAAAUGUUACCAUGGAAUCAGACAAGUAUAUAUGUGUUCGAGAGACGGCACCACAAAGUAGUGUGGUGAUUGUUGAUAUGAAUAUGCCAAUGCAGCCUUUGCGCCGCCCUAUUACUGCUGACUCUGCUCUUAUGAAUCCCAAUUCCAGAAUUUUGGCUCUAAAAGCUCAAGUACCAGGAACUACUCAAGAUCACUUACAAAUUUUUAAUAUUGAGGCAAAGCAGAAAAUGAAGUCACAUCAGAUGCCCGAGCAGGUUGUUUUCUGGAAGUGGAUUACUCCGAAGAUUUUAGGAAUUGUCACACAAACCUCAGUCUAUCAUUGGCCAAUUGAAGGUGAUACUGAGCCUGUAAAGAUGUUUGAUAGAACAGCCAACCUAGCCAAUAACCAAAUAAUCAAUUAUCGUUGUGAUCCUUCAGAGAAAUGGUUGGUUUUGAUUGGUAUUGCCCCAGGUUCACCGGAGAGGCCCCAACUGGUCAAAGGAAAUAUGCAACUAUUUUCAGUUGAUCAGCAACGGAGUCAAUCCCUCGAGGCUCACGCUGCAUCAUUUGCAUCAUUCAGAGUACCUGGAAGUGAUAGGGAUUCCAUACUCAUUUCUUUUGCCACGAGAAGCUUGAAUGCUGGACAGGUUGUAUCAAAGUUGCAUGUCAUUGAGCUGGGAGCCCAGCCAGGGAAACCCUCAUUUACAAAAAAACAGGCGGAUCUUUUCUUCCCUCCAGAUUUUGCUGAUGAUUUCCCAGUUGCCAUGCAGAUAUCUCAUAAGUAUAGUUUAAUUUUUGUCAUCACAAAGCUUGGGCUUCUUUUUGUCUAUGACCUGGAAACAGCUACUGCAGUUUACAGAAAUAGGAUUAGCCCAGACCCUAUUUUCCUGACAGCUGAAGCUUCGUCAGUUGGUGGGUUUUAUGCCGUCAACAGGCGAGGCCAAGUGUUGCUAGCCACAGUAAAUGAAACAACUAUUAUACCUUUUAUCAGUGGCCAAUUGAACAAUCUGGAGCUUGCUGUCAAUCUUGCUAAAAGAGGAAACCUUCCAGGUGCUGAGAAUUUGGUCGUCCAGCGCUUUCAAGAGUUGUUUGCUCAAACCAAGUACAAAGAGGCUGCUGAGCUUGCUGCUGAAUCACCUCAGGGCAUACUCCGGACGCCUGAUACUGUUGCCAAAUUUCAGAGUGUUCCUGUUCAACCAGGGCAAACACCUCCUCUUUUGCAGUACUUUGGGACACUUUUGACAAAAGGGAAGCUCAAUGCUUUUGAGUCAUUAGAACUGUCACGCCUUGUUGUCAACCAAAAUAAGAAGAACCUUUUGGAGAACUGGUUAGCUGAGGAUAAGUUGGAGUGCAGUGAGGAUCUUGGUGACCUUGUGAAGACUGUUGAUAAUGACCUUGCCUUGAAGAUAUACAUCAAAGCAAGAGCAACUCCAAAAGUUGUCGCUGCUUUUGCGGAGCGCAGGGAGUUUGACAAGAUUCUGAUAUAUUCCAAACAGGUUGGAUAUACACCUGACUAUCUGUUCCUCCUGCAAACAAUUCUUCGAUCUGAUCCUCAGGGAGCUGUUAACUUUGCACUCAUGAUGUCCCAAAUGGAGGGAGGAUGUCCAGUUGAUUAUAAUACAAUCACUGACCUUUUUCUCCAGAGGAACUUGAUCCGCGAGGCAACAGCAUUUUUGUUGGAUGUUCUGAAACCUAACCUUCCAGAACAUGGUUUUUUGCAGACUAAGGUAUUGGAAAUCAAUCUUGUGACUUUCCCCAAUGUAGCAGAUGCUAUAUUAGCAAAUGGAAUGUUCAGUCACUAUGAUCGAUCUCGAAUUGCUCAACUUUGUGAAAAAGCUGGUCUUUACGUCCGGGCUCUGCAGCACUAUUCUGAGCUCCCUGAUAUCAAGCGUGUCAUUGUGAACACACAUGCCAUUGAGCCUCAGGCUCUGGUUGAGUUCUUUGGGACUCUUUCGCGUGAAUGGGCUCUUGAGUGCAUGAAAGACCUCCUAGUGAUCAAUAUCAAAGGCAACCUUCAAAUAAUUGUUCAGGUUGCAAAAGAGUAUUGUGAGCAGUUGGGUAUUGAUGCCUGCAUAAAGCUUUUUGAGCAGUUCAAGUCUUAUGAUGGGUUGUACUUCUUCUUGGGAUCAUAUUUGAGUUCCAGUGAGGAUCCUGAUAUUCACUUCAAAUAUAUUGAGGCAGCUGCCAGGACUGGACAAAUCAAGGAGGUUGAGCGCGUCACAAGAGAAUCAAACUUCUAUGACCCUGAAAAGACGAAGAACUUCUUGAUGGAAGCCAAACUUCCCGAUGCUCGGCCUCUUAUUAAUGUUUGUGACCGCUUUGGUUUUGUUCCUGAUCUCACACACUACCUCUAUACCAACAAUAUGCUACGGUACAUUGAAGGUUAUGUCCAAAAGGUCAACCCAGGAAAUGCUCCUUUAGUUGUGGGACAGUUAUUGGAUGAUGAGUGUCCUGAGGAUUUUAUUAAAGGCUUGAUCCUUUCCGUUCGUUCUCUGCUUCCUGUUGAGCCCCUUGUGGAUGAAUGUGAAAAGAGGAACCGCCUCCGACUGCUUACUCAGUUUUUGGAGCAUCUUGUGAGUGAAGGAAGCCAAGAUGUGCAUGUACACAAUGCUCUGGGUAAGAUCAUCAUAGAUAGCAACAAUAACCCGGAGCACUUCCUGACGACCAAUCCAUAUUAUGAUUCACGUGUUGUGGGUAAAUAUUGUGAGAAGCGCGAUCCUACCCUUGCUGUUGUUGCAUAUCGGAGAGGGAACUGUGAUGAUGAACUUAUCAAUGUAACAAACAAGAACUCUUUGUUCAAACUGCAAGCCAGGUAUGUCGUUGAGAGAAUGGAUGCUGAACUUUGGGAGAAGGUUCUUAACCCUGAAAACGAGUUCAGAAGGCAGCUUAUUGAUCAAGUUGUCUCCACUGCUCUGUCUGAGAGCAAAAGCCCAGAACAAGUUUCUGCUGCUGUUAAAGCUUUCAUGACUGCUGAUCUUCCGCAUGAACUGAUUGAGCUUCUUGAAAAGAUUGUGCUCCAAAACUCUGCAUUCAGUGGGAACUUUAAUCUGCAAAACUUGCUUAUCUUGACAGCCAUUAAAGCUGACCCUUCAAGGGUUAUGGACUAUAUCAACAGGCUUGAUAAUUUUGAUGGACCUGCAGUAGGGGAGGUAGCUGUAGAAGCCCAACUUUAUGAAGAAGCAUUUGCAAUCUUCAAGAAGUUCAAUUUGAAUGUCCAGGCUGUCAGUGUUCUGCUAGAUAAUAUCCGCAAUAUAAAUCGGGCUGUGGAGUUUGCCUUCCGAGUUGAAGAAGAUGCUGUUUGGAGCCAAGUGGCUAAAGCUCAACUGAGAGAAGGAUUAAUCAGUGAUGCUAUUGAGUCGUUUAUUCGUGCAGAUGAUACCACCCAAUUUUUGGAUGUUAUUCGUGCUGCAGAGGAUGCAGAUGUUUACCAUGAUUUGGUGAAGUAUCUGCUGAUGGUAAGACAGAAGUCAAAAGAGCCCAAGGUUGACAGUGAACUAAUCUAUGCAUAUGCUAAAAUAGAUCGAUUGAGCGACAUUGAAGAGUUCAUUCUCAUGCCAAAUGUUGCUAAUCUACCGAAUGUUGGUGACCGGUUGUAUGAUGAAGCCUUAUAUGAGGCUGCAAAGAUCAUUUUUGCUUUUAUUUCUAACUGGGCCAAGUUGGCUAGUACACUUGUGAAGCUAAAUCAGUUCCAAGGUGCUGUUGAUGCAGCACGUAAAGCAAGUAGUGCAAAAACGUGGAAAGAAGUCUGCUUUGCUUGUGUUGACGCUGAAGAGUUCCGCUUAGCUCAGAUUUGUGGGCUUAACAUUAUCGUACAGGUGGAUGAUCUGGAGGAAGUGAGUGAAUAUUACCAAAACAGAGGAUGUUUCAAUGAAUUGAUCUCCCUUAUGGAGAGUGGGCUGGGUUUGGAGCGUGCCCAUAUGGGUAUUUUCACAGAACUUGGCGUCCUUUAUGCCAGAUACCGUUACGAGAAGCUCAUGGAACACAUUAAGUUAUUUUCCACCCGUCUCAACAUUCCCAAGCUUAUCCGUGCCUGUGAUGAGCAGCAACACUGGAAAGAACUUACAUAUUUGUAUAUCCAAUAUGAUGAAUUUGACAAUGCUGCCACUACUGUCAUGAAUCAUUCUCCGGAUGCUUGGGAUCAUAUGCAGUUCAAAGAUAUUGUUGUCAAAGUUGCUAAUGUGGAGCUUUAUUACAAGGCCGUCCAUUUCUAUUUGCAAGAGCACCCUGAUCUUAUCAAUGAUCUUUUAAAUGUUCUUGCACUUAGAGUGGACCACACCCGUGUAGUCGACAUAAUGAGAAAGGCUGGUCAUCUUCGCCUAGUGAAGCCUUAUAUGAUUGCUGUUCAAAGUAACAAUGUUUCUGCUGUAAACGAGGCCCUUAAUGAGAUUUAUGUUGAAGAAGAAGACUAUGAUAGAUUACGUGAAUCAGUUGAUUUGCAUGAUAACUUUGACCAGAUUGGCCUUGCGCAGAAGAUUGAGAAACAUGAGCUUCUUGAGAUGAGGCGGGUUGCUGCUUAUAUCUAUAAAAGGGCUGGUCGAUGGAAGCAAUCUAUUGCUUUGUCGAAGAAAGAUAAUCUUUACAAAGAUGCAAUGGAGACUGCCUCACAAUCCGGGGAUCGUGAACUUGCUGAAGAGUUGCUUGUUUAUUUCAUUGAACAGGGGAAGAAAGAAUGCUUUGCAUCGUGCCUGUUUGUUUGUUAUGAUUUGAUUCGCCCGGAUGUUGCCCUUGAGCUUGCGUGGAUGAAUAAUAUGAUCGACUUUGCAUUCCCGUACCUGUUACAGUUUAUUCGCGAAUACACUGGCAAGGUUGAUGAGCUAAUAAAAGAUAAAAUUGAGGCUCAAAAUGAAGCAAAAGCCAAAGAGAAUGAAGAGAAGGACGUUAUGAAGCAGCAGAAUAUGUAUGCUCAGCUGCUGCCCCUGGCUUUGCCUGCUCCACCGGGUAUGGGAGGUGCAGGUAUGGGAGGAGGCUUUGCUCCACCACCACCACCUCCAAUGGGUGGAAUGGGAAUGCCUCCCAUGCCUCCAUUUGGUAUGCCACCCAUGGGUCCCUACUAAUCUAAUGGUGCUUCACAUACUGGUGUGAACAAACACUACAAGAGAGAAGCAGACAAUUCAGGCCCUUUUUUGUUAGAGUUAGGGCUGUUUCCCUUAAUUCUUUCAGUUUGCAGUUGUUGAUUGCUGAGGGGCAUAAUUGGAGGCUAGAUAAUUGACCAUUCUGUUGUGUCAUAGGGUGCUAAUAACUCCUUGUAAUAUUCUUUUAGUAGAGGCAUUUUUUGCAGUUAGGCAGAAAGUUGAGGAUGUUCAUAUUAUUCAGAACCAAGAAGAAGAUGCAAUAUAUUGUAUUUUGUACUAGUUUCUGGGCAUUCAAAAUUUUGUACUAUAUAUCCAGGUUCGUCAUCUUCUGGAUAGUCUUGUUUGAACGCUUUAUAUAUAGUCAACUUCAUGGGUAUACCUUUUAGCUGUUAA